AUGAUGCCUACAGCUAAAGGCAGGUCCCAAAUGAUACCCAAUCACGUCCUGAGAGUGGGUCAAACUAUCCACCUGGACUCUGGGCCGAAGGAGACAGGCAAUCAACAUCUCGGUCUCACGGAUCCCAGCAGUAACCAUGGGGACUCUGAUCUUGAUAUUUCCCUGGAUAAUCUCAACCAGCUCAUCUUGGAACUGGAUCCGACAUUUGAACCCAUUGAAGUCAACAAAAGUCCCUUGUGCAUCAGCCCUCCUACAGACGACUCAGAUGAAGAUGUCUCCGACUGCGUGUUGGUCCCUAGAGGAUGUCCUCCCUGCUCCCUGCCCACUGUGGUCCCAUCUAUGUCACCCAGUAUACCCAUCCCUACAUGCAGCCGUGUCAGCUGCAGUCCCCAUGGCUCACUGGUGUUCUCCAGCUCCCCGACAUCCUCCCUGCCUCCGCUGCCGUGUGGCAGUGCAGCCCGACGGAUUCCCUCACCGAAACAUGAUACGACCUAUUCCCAAAAAUCCCUGAGCCUGACAAACUCCAACAGAAACAGUGCCAUUUCGCUCCUCUCCAUGUCAACAUGCUCAGACACCAGCUACAUCCUUGGCAGCAACCUGUCCCUGGCCAGUGAAGACGCUGACUCUCAAGAGUCCAUCCUCACUCACAUGUCCAGCUCCUUUAGCGAUGGGUCCAGGACUACGGCAUUUGAGAACAGGCACAGCCCGGACAAGCCCCCGCUGUUCAGGCGAGGACAUUUGCAGGAGCUUCAAGGCAAAGGAGCACAUAGCAGUCCUGCUUCUCUCUCUGGGUCUUUCUGCGAAAUCCCUUUACUGCUAGUCAACGGUGAACCACAGCCAGAUCUGCAAAUCCAGUCUCCUGGACAAGAAGUGGACUUAAUGCCGACCACCCCUACUGUGUCCAACUCAAAGCCAUUCUCUCCUCAAAGUAUCCAAGCACGUUUUAGUGGCAGCCAUCCCUCGAUGAAGUUUGUCAUGGACACUUCAAAGUUUUGGUUUCGUCCACAUAUCAACAGAACAGAAGCUGAAGCUCUGAUAAAGGACAAGGAAGUAGGAGCAUUUGUGGUGAGAGACAGCACCUCCCACAGAGGUAGUUUCGGUCUGGCUAUGAAGGUGGACCAAACAGCCCCCAACAGCAAUGCUAUCACUUAUCCAGGAGAGAGCAGUUCAGAUCUCAUCAGACACUUCCUUAUUGAAUCAUCAGCUAAGGGUGUACGUAUCAAAGGCGCUUCUCAGGAACCAUAUUUUGGAAGUCUCUCUGCCCUGGUCUACCAGCACACUGUUUCUGCAUAUGCUUUACCCUGCAAAUUAGUGCUCAACUCCAGAGAUCUGGGCGGAGCAGAGGAGAGGGCAAAUCACAAACCAGCGUCAGAGGACACUAAUAAAACAGCUUGCAAUUUUGUCUACCUGAAUGCUGUCCCCACUGAGAUGCUGACGGGCCCCUGUGCAGUGCAGAAAGCGGUGUGCUCCACCCUUGAGAAGGCCCCGGGUUCCUUCACACCCACCAUAGUCAACAUGAAGGUGUCUUUGAAGGGUGUCACACUUACAGAUAUCAACAGGAAGCUCUUCUUCAGACGCCAUUACCCUUCUCACCUGCUUAGCUACGGUGGUGAAGAUCCACACAGCCGACUGUGGUUGAAAGGUUCCAGUUUUGGUGCAAGGAUGUUUGGCUUCGUGGCAAAAGGUGUUGAGGCUGGCAUGGAGAAUGUAUGCCACGUCUUUGCAGAAUAUGACGCCCUGCAGUCUUGCAACAAAGUCAUUGAGGUUAUUCAGGCUGCCAUCGCCAAGCCAUAGACACACACGGACUGAGACAACAUGUUCUUAAGAACUUACCUACACUGUCUGUCUUUCACUUUUCUCAAGUAACCCGUCCAAUAUGGUGGUCAUCGUCAGUCUCUACUGCUGUUGUUAAAGUGGAUAAAUAACUGUUUCUGCCAGAUUACAAUACCAUGAAAAUUUGAUUUAGAAGCACUUUGGACUACCCCGACUCGUACCACAGUCACAUGAUUAAAGUCAUAUUGAAAAGACAGAUGUAACUGUGGUACAUAUGAAGAUAUAUAAGACUGAAUAGCUGUCCAGCAAGAGCAUAACAGACAAGGAAACAGCGACAUAUGAUUGUAAUUAAAUGGCACACAGCUACUGUUAAAAUAAUGUCCAACCAGUUUGUAAAUAUGUUAAAACAAAUUCAACAAUACUUUUGUAAUUCUUAUUAUAUGAAGUUCCCCAAAAAUAUUAUAGUGCAAAAUUUUUGUAGAAAACCAACACCUAUAUAGAGGUUAGGGUAUGGCAAACUAAUUGAUUUGUGUAAUUUGAGGUGUAAAUCUGCACUAGACGUUAAAUUAUAGUGAUGUGAUAUUGUGAUGUAAUAUAGUGAUGAGUGAUUUUUCAAGGUUCUUUUAAUAGACUAGAAGAAGAGCUGACUAAUUGUCAUGUCCUUUCAUUUCAAAGCAGAAACGUUACAUAUACCCUGUUGUAUAGUUCAGAAUGUAUUUAUUAUAUGGCACUGUAAACAAUUUCCUCUCUGUAUAUUCA
Messenger RNA from Anoplopoma fimbria (sablefish), 2532 nucleotides. RefSeq names its product tensin-4-like. Lineage: Eukaryota; Metazoa; Chordata; Actinopteri; Perciformes; Anoplopomatidae. The record is from RefSeq and is a predicted model, not a curated record. The transcript has 12 exons. Bases 1 to 1794 code for a protein of 597 amino acids. Gene Ontology annotation, molecular function: protein binding.